UGUCAACUCCGCUCCCCUCCUCCAUUUCAUUUGCAACAUCGCACGAACGAGAAAUGGCCGCCGAAUCUACUCCCACCACCAACGGUCCUGCCACCACCGUUCCUGCCAAGCGGCCCUUCCCCGACUUUUCAGAGGCUCCAGCUGCCAAUGCAAACGAAUCCACAGAACAACGCGCCAAGCGGUUGGCAGCUCUCUUAUCCACUCCUGUCAAGGAUGGUCUUACGGCCGAAGAGCUCAUGAACCCCCAAUUGUCGGGUGGUCUUACUUACAAUGACUUUCUCAUUCUCCCCGGCUAUGUGGACUUUCCUGCCAGCAUUUGCUCACUCGAAAGCAGAAUCACAAAGAGAUUCACCCUCAAAACUCCAUUCCUCUCCAGUCCCAUGGACACUGUCACCGAAACCCAGAUGGCCAUUCACAUGGCCUUGAACGGAGGGUUGGGUGUCAUUCACCACAACUGUCCCGUGGAGGAACAAGCCGACAUGGUCCGAAAGGUCAAGAAAUUCGAAAAUGGUUUCAUCACGGAUCCAAAAUGUCUGGGCCCCGAACACACUGUCCAGGACGUUUUCAACAUUAAGCAGCAGUAUGGAUUCUGCGGCAUUCCCAUCACCGAGAAUGGAAAGCUCCACUCUAAACUCCUUGGAAUCGUCACAUCCCGCGACAUUGAUUUCCUCCAAACUUUGGAAGACCGCCAACGCCUUCUUAAAGAUGUGAUGACCACCGACCUCGUGACAGCACCACAGGGUGUCUCCCUCUUUGAAGCCAACACAAUUCUCAAAGCUUCGAAAAAGGGCAAGCUCCCUAUCGUUGACGGUCAAGGUCGUCUCACCGCGCUUUUGGCCCGCUCCGAUUUGGUCAAAGCAAGAGACUAUCCCUGGGCGUCCAAGAUGCCAUCUAGCAAGCAGCUCCUCGUUGCUGCGGCCAUCAGUACUCACGACGAAGACCGUGUCAGAUUGCAAGCUCUUGUGGAUGCUGGUUUGGAUAUUGUCGUGUUGGACUCUUCCCAAGGAAACUCUAGCUUCCAGAUCGAAAUGAUAAAGUACAUCAAGCAAACCCACCCUCACAUUGAUGUCAUUGCCGGAAACGUCGUAACACAGGAACAAGCAAGGCGGUUGAUCGAGGCUGGUGCUGAUGCAUUGCGGGUUGGAAUGGGUAGUGGAAGUAUUUGCAUUACUCAAGAAGUCAUGGCGUGCGGUCGUCCUCAAGGAACAGCCGUGUUCCGGGUAUCCCAAUUCGCCCGCCAAUUCGGCGUACCUGUCAUUGCCGAUGGAGGUAUCGGCAAUGUUGGUCAUAUCGUCAAAGCCCUUGCCCUCGGCGCCUCGGCUGUCAUGAUGGGCUCUCUCCUUGCAGGCACAUCUGAAUCACCUGGUGAAUACUACUACCACGAAGGCCAACGUCUGAAAAAGUACCGUGGAAUGGGAUCAAUUGAUGCCAUGGAAAAGGGUGAUGCGGCUGGAAAACGUUAUUUCUCAGAGGCGGACAAAAUCAAGGUGGCUCAGGGUGUUGCGGGCGCAGUCGUAGACAAGGGAUCUGUAAAAAAGUUCUUGGGCUACCUUGCCACCGGGGUUCAGCACUCGCUGCAAGACAUUGGAACAAGAACUUUGGUGGAUUUGAGGGACGCAGUUGUCAAUGGUGAGGUGCGAUUUGAGAAGCGUACUGCAAGUGCGCAGUUGGAGGGGGGUGUACAUGGAUUGCACUCUUAUGAGAAGCGUUUGUUCUCGUAAAUUGCGGAUUUUACUUUUGGGGGAUAGUAGAUAGUUUCGAUAGCUUGAUCACUUAGGUAGAGCAUUUUUUUCAUUUUUUUUUCGAUGAUGUGCCGGCUUGAUUAGAAGGAGCCGCUCUUGUAUACAUUUUUUCAAAACUGUAAUCUCUUGUGUUCAGAA
Spizellomyces punctatus DAOM BR117 is the source of this 1880-nucleotide messenger RNA. Its product is annotated as inosine-5'-monophosphate dehydrogenase. The coding region runs from base 54 to 1721 and encodes 555 amino acids. The record is from RefSeq and is a predicted model, not a curated record. Lineage: Eukaryota; Fungi; Chytridiomycota; Chytridiomycetes; Spizellomycetales; Spizellomycetaceae. Gene Ontology annotation, biological process: GTP biosynthetic process. Gene Ontology annotation, molecular function: IMP dehydrogenase activity. Gene Ontology annotation, cellular component: cytoplasm. The transcript is spliced from 2 exons.